Stylophora pistillata is the source of this 1311-nucleotide messenger RNA. RefSeq lists its product as uncharacterized. NCBI's taxonomy places the organism in Eukaryota, Metazoa, Cnidaria, Anthozoa, Scleractinia, Pocilloporidae. The record is from RefSeq and is a predicted model, not a curated record.
AUGCUUGGCAAGGCAGGCUUCAAAAUACGGCGUUUGUGUAGUAACAGGCCAGAGGUACUUAGAGAUGUUUCUGUGGAAGAUCGUGUGGCGAAUGUUAACAUUGAGGAGUCUGAACUACCUUGCAUGAAGGCGUUAGGAGUGCAAUGGAAUGCUGAGACGGAUAUGUUUACCUUCAAAUUGAACCCCCCUCAGGAUGUUGUCUAUACGAAGCGUGGGUUCUUAAAGAAACUAGCCAUGCUGUUUGACCCAUUACACAUGCUAGCACCAUUCACAGUUAGGGCCAGGAUGGCUAUGCAGGAGACGUGGCUACUGGGUUUAGGUUGGGAUGAUGAGUUCCCCAGUAACUUAAAGAAGAUGUGUCAAGAAUGGUUCAGUCAGUUACCUGAACUUUCUGGAAUCCAAGUUCCAAGGUGCUAUCAUGUUGCUGAGAAAAUUGUGGAAGACGCCUCUAUCCAUACUAUGGUGGAUGCAUCGUUGUUGGCCUAUGCUGCUGUAAGUUAUGCGCGGCAUAAAUAUGAAGAGGGAGAAGUGACUGUGCGAUUUACUGCAGCGAAAGCGAAGAUUGCACCUAUGAAGGCGACAUCAGUCCCAAGGCUAGAACUAAUGGCAGCAGUGUUAGGUCUUAGACUGGCGAGGAAGGUGUCAGAGCUGUUACAGAUACCUUUUGAGAACUGUACACUAUGGACAGACAAGAUCCAUCAGAAGUCUAGUCCCAGACAAUGGCGAGAUGUCCCCACCGAUUUGAACUGUGCGGAUGAUGCAACUCGCAGACUACAUGCGAAGGUGCUGACAGGUGAACAAUGCUGGUUUAGAGGAACUGAAUUCCAGAGUGAGCAUGAAGAUGCCUGGCCUCAAGGAAAAUGCACAGUGCUUGAAGAACGUUCAGAAAAAUGUCUCGCUGAGAUAGUCAAACCGAAGAUGACCUUUGCAAUAGAGAUUUCACAACCGUUGAUGAAUCCACUAAAGUAUUCUAGUUGGAACCGACUUAGAGGAGUCACGGCAUGGGUGAGACAUUUUGCUGAUUUGUUGUUAGCCAAAGUAAAGAAUAAACAAGGCGAACCUUUAGAUGUUGUUACCAGGAGCAGACUUACAUUGACACCAACUGAAAUAGACAGAGGUGGAAAACUGUGGGUGAAACAAGCACGGGAAGAAAGAUUUCCAGAAGAGAUAAAAGAUCUGAUUGGAGGAAAAGACGUCAGAGGACAGAACCACUUGAAACUCCUUACCCCUAUUGUGGAUGAGCUAGGUAUAAUGAGUCGGAGGGAGGAUUGGACCGAGCAGAACUAUCUUACGAUGCAGCACACCCCAUGA